UAAUAUAAAAUUAAACAAAAAAUAGAUAUGAUACAAAAAUUGUUCUUAAAUAUGUAUUAUUCAUAAUCAUUAAUUGUCAUAUAUAUGUUAAUCAUAUUAGGUAAUUCAAUAGAUUUUAUUUAAGAAAAAAUUGAAAUAUUAUUUUGUACACUACUAAUCAAUUUGAUAGUUAGUUUAAUAAAAUUUAUAAUAUAUUUUUGUAUGGAGCAAUUAUUUUCUAAGUAUUCUAAGAGUCAUCCUAAUGAUAAUACGGAGUUACGAAAAUAUGUUGUUAUGGAUUAAUACAUAGGGGAUUCCAAUGGUUGUUGGUGGUUUUACACUUAAAAUGAUGCAUGCGUCAAUUUGAGUCCAUUUAAAAAACAAUUUCUAAAUUUUUAUAAUGGGCUUCAGAAUAUUAUAUGACUGUUUAGUUUCUAGCCUAAGCCAAUUAAGACAAAUAUUCAUGAGAUCAAUCAGUUCACACCGCAUCUAUGCCUCAAAUGUUGAAAAAAAUAUGCAUCGUUAGUAUGUUCAUGAUGUUGUUUUUGGUACACACCUCUCUUUGAAAAAGGCAGUAGAUAACUGCGUAAGGCAAUGCAUCCCAAACUUUUGUAUGAAACAUCGAAUAAUAAAUCUAGAAAUAUGCAAUCAAGUCUGCGGAAAUAUAUGCAUCGAUUCUAAAAGCAAUGGGAUGUUCAGUGUCCAUUCAGAUGGUAAGCAUAUGAUGAAUUGUAUUUGCUCAUUUUUAGGCUUAAUUGUCCUGGAUACUAAAGGUAGAAUGGAUUACGAUAUAUAUUGUUCGAAAAAUAUGCAUAAAGCUUGAUUGCUUUUACAUAUGAAAAUUAAAUUAGUAAAUCUACAUGGAUUUUUCGUAAUAUAUUUUAAGGCUUCGAAUGGUAAGCAGAUCAAGAAAACGCAGAUCAAGCAGAACAAAUGCAGAUCAAGCAGAACAAAUGCAGAUCAUGCAGAACAAAUGCAGAUCUAACUGGUUAAGCUAUUUUAUCGAAUUAGCGUAUUUAACCAAAUGUUAAAAAUAAAUUUGAAAAUUAAAUAUCUAAAAAAAAUACAAAUUCUUAUCAAUUAUUUUUUAAUUAAUUUAAUAAAUACAAAAAAAGUUUAAACAUUAUAUAAAAGGUAAACACAAUUAAAACAAAAAACCGUAAAAAAAAUAUCACUAUAAUAAAUAUAUUGAAACUUAAAAAUUAUAUAAAAUUCAUUAAAAUAACAAAGAGUAUUACUUGUCCCUUUAAUUAUUUUUAUAGUACAAACAAGAUCCCUUUAAUUAUUUUUAUAGUACAAACAAGAUCCAAAGACGUUAAUUAGGGCUGGAGAUAAAAUCCUUUUCCUGAAUUUUGAACCGAACCCGAACCAAAAAACUGACUCGUACCAAGUUCAAAAUGUAAAAUACUAAAUACCUGGAUGUGUUUUGUAGGGCGUUAUAAAACAUAUCCAAAGCGAAAGUGUUAUUAAACUGAACCUCAACGGGUGAAAACUAUCAAGAAAAAUCGAUCUGAAUGUCUAAAUUUAUAUAGAAUAUAAAUAUUUAAAAAAUAUAUAUAUACUUAAAAUAUUAAAUUUUCUAUUUAUUUUGCAAUGAUAUAUAUCAAUGAAUAUUUAAAAUUUAAAUAAGUAUCUUUAAUACUUCAUUCUAUGUAAAUAAUUGUAUAUGUUUUAUGUUUUUAUUUUAAAUUUUAGAUUUUAUUUUGGGUAUAUCCGAACUAAUUUAAUAUAAUCUGAAUCCUAAAUUUUUUUUUUAUAUCAUUUUCCUCAACCAUAAAAAUAAUAUUAUUUUAUUUAUGUUAAAUAUUAUCAAUUAUAAAAAAAAUAAACUAUAACAUAUAUGUUUCCUUACCUAUACAUUAUAUAAUUAUUUAGUAUCAACAUAUAUUCUUAGAUUAUAUAAAAAAUAAUAUGCAUGACUAUUUAUUAUUAAAAAUUAUAUAAAAUUGUGAAUAUGUAAUCUACAUAUACAUAAUUUUCUAUUAAAAUAUUUAUAGAAUAUAUAAAAUAUGCUUAUAAAAUUCGUUUAAAAUAAAUUACUAAUAAAAUGAAAAGAUGGAACAAUAUAUUAAAUGUACUUUUGAAAUGAAAUAUUAUGUGAAUUUAAAAGUGAAAGAAAUAAAUUAAAUGAAUAUAUUUAUUGGUAGCUGGAGAAGAAAAAAAAAAGAAAAACAAAACAAAAGACAAAUGAUUCUCAUUGGCCCUUAGCAUGUUUUUGGUGUCUUUCUUUUCUCUCCUGGAGAUCAUUAAAUCAAUGACCAAAUUUAUCCUGCAUGCAGAUUUUCAGAUUUUCUUUUGUUCUGCAUUUGAAAAAUUGAAUGGAAAAAAAAAUACAGUUCAAUCUGCAUUGGUAAUGAUCUGCAUAUGUACUGCAUUUGGACUGUGUUACAUUCAUAGCCUAAGUAUUUUGAUUUGUUUCACUGAAUAUUUUGCUUAAUAGUACUACUAGAUAGAAUGAUAGAUAAAGGUUGGUGAGAUAUAGGUUGCUACUAGUAAAUCGAGGAGACUCUUGAGCUUACUAAUUCUGUUUUGUGCAAAUAAAUAGCUAGUUAGUCAUCGUCAGCUCAUAGCGGGUAUCAAUAUACAAUACUAAAAAGGGAAUAAGGGCUCCCCUCAUGCUUCCAAGUCCUCACAAAUAAUCAACCAAUAGGAAACCAGAAAUGCGCCACGUCAUACAUUUAUUUUCUCGACAAAGAAAACAUCUAAUUUGGGCUGAACAAAAUUGAAAGUGGCCCUGUAAAGAACAGCCCAUCUCUUUCUCGAACAUGUUAGAGCAUCCUUAUCGGUAGUCUUUAGAGGGGAUCUAAUGCUAAUUAUGCAUUAAAAAUAAAUCAAAAGUAAUAAUAAAGGUUUGAGACGUCUCCUAUUGUUGCGAAGGAAGAGACGGUAUUGAGGGACACGCGUAAGCAAAAUAAGAGGAGAGAGGAGAACGCGUCUUCGGUUCUGUUUCUUUCUUUCUCUUGAAAUCUCUCUAUCUUUCUCUUCGAUGUCUCGGAAUUGUCUCUCUCCGUGGCUCGUCGACGUCUCGGAAUCGUCUCUCCCCGUGGCUCGUCGACGUCUCCCCGUGGCUCGUCGACGUCUCCCCUGGGUCUCCUCGACGGCGAAAGAGCGCUGUCUCUCUCUGUGGAUCUACUGGAACCGGAAGUUUUGUAGGUUCAAUUGCUUGUCGCGGUGGCUGUCGUCGACGAGACUCUGUGUCGGUGGCUCUCCUCAACGGCGAUUGAGCUCUCUUUGAUGGGAUUCCCCGAUUCGCUAAGGUAACGCUUCUGCUUCAAGUUAAUCAAUUUUGAUAAUCUUUCUGGCAUUUGAUUUGUCAAGUUAAUAAUUUUUGACAAUGUUUCUGUCGUUUGAUUCUGUCAAGUUAAUAAAUUUUGAUAAUGUUUCUGUUGUUUGAUUCUGUCGGCAUUGACUGUAAAAUAUUUUGUUUCAAUCUCGUUUUUCUUGUUGCAAGGUUAUGAUUAAUAUGUUUUUUUGUUUCUCUCUUUGUGUGGUGAGAUGAAUGGAUGAACUCGGCUUUGAUGUGUUCUGUGGAAAGAGAGGUGAAGAAGCUUCAUCAAUAAAGCUGAAUGCGCUUGCAUGUUCUUUCUCCUUUGUCUCCUUUUUCUCCUCUGUCUCCUCUUUCUCCUCUGUCUCCUCUUUCACCUCAUUCACCUCUUUCUCCUCUACCUCUGACGUCGGAAAUGGAUUUCAAUCCAUUUCAAGACUCUGCCAAAUUUGUUGAACUACUUAAUAGUCAACAAAAUGUUGCCUUUGGCAGUCAAGGAAGUGUUUCGCAAUCUACAACGCACGCUCCUUUCGUUGGCACGCAAGAAGAUCCAAUCAUUGCUGACGAGCUUCCAGCAGAGCGUCAUCCCCGGAGAAGGAUCACGGACAUGUUGUGUGAAGUGUUGUGUUGUCACGGACUUUGUCAUCUUGUUGCGUCUUGUAGUCUUGUGUCUUGUGUUGUCACGGACUUUGUCACGUCUUGUAGUCUUGCGUCUUGUAGUCUUGUGUCUUGUAGUGUCACGGACUUGUACUCUUGUGACUUGGCAUCACUCUUGUUUCAUAAUUGUACCGAACACAAACGCUUCUCUAUAUAUUGCACUUUCUAUUAAUCAAGUUUCAUAUCUUCUCUCUCGACAUGUAACAAGAGCACAACUCUUUAAUCACAAAGUAUCUAUUUUUUCUUAAACAAACUCUCAGGUCUCUUUUCUCACUCUUGUUUCAGAAGUUUCUCUUUUCUCUCUUUUAUCACAAGUUCACGUUUAUCAAAAAAAUAUCAGAAGAUUAUCUUUUCUCUUUUUGAUCACAAGUUUCUCUUUUUGAUCACAAGUUCUCGUUGAAAAAAAAAAUAUUACAAUUUUCUCUCUAUGGCUUCUUCUUCACAAGAUCCAUUUGACUCUUUUGAUGCUGCAGUUGAUGAUGCAUUUGAUGAUCUUUUUGAGCAAGCUUUUGAAAAUAUUUCCAUUCAUGUUGAUCAAGAAGAACGAAGAAAAAAAAGAAAAAAACGAGCUUAUAUCGAACGACAUCGUGAGGAAGGGCAUAUUCGUUUAUGGAAUGAUUAUUUCAGUGAAACUCCAACGUAUCCUGAUAAUUUCUUCCGACGACGUUUUAGAAUGAACAAGCCAUUGUUCAUGUUUAUUGUUGAUCGACUUUCCAACGAAGUUGAAUAUUUUCGGGAAAAGAAAGAUGCUCUCGGAAGAAAAAGUCUAUCUCCCCUUCAGAAGUGUACUGCAGCCAUUCGUGUCUUGGCAUAUGGUUCUGCGGCAGAUGCGGUCGACGAAUACCUCCGGCUCGGUGAAACAACAACUCGGUUAUGUGUAGAACAUUUUGUGGAAGGGAUAGUAGAUUUGUUCGGCGAUGAAUACGUAAGGAGACCAACCCCGACUGAUCUUCAGCGACUCCUUUAUGUUGGAGAACAUCGUGGAUUUCCCGGGAUGAUAGGAAGCAUCGAUUGUAUGCAUUGGGAGUGGAAGAAUUGUCCAACCGCUUGGAAAGGGCAAUAUUCUCGUGGUUCGGGUAAACCAACAAUCGUUUUAGAGGCGGUUGCUUCGUAUGAUCUUUGGAUAUGGCAUGCGUUUUUUGGACCUCCAUGUACUUUAAGUGAUAUCAAUGUCCUUGAUCGCUCACCUAUUUUUGAUGACAUUAUAAAAGGUCAAGCCCCUAAAGUCACUUACUCUGUCAAUGGAAGAGAGUAUCAUAUGGCUUACUAUCUCACUGAUGGUAUUUAUCCGAGAUGGGCUACUUUUAUCCAAUCUAUUCCACUGCCACAACACCCGAAGGCUGUUUUAUUUGCUCAACAUCAAGAAGCUACCCGAAAAGAUGUCGAACGUGCUUUUGGAGUCUUGCAAGCUCGGUUCGCCAUUGUCAAAAAUCCGGCGAAGUUUUGGGAUAAAGCCAAAAUUGGGAAGAUUAUGAGAGCAUGUAUCAUAUUACAUAAUAUGAUUGUAGAAAACGAACGAGCUGCAAACACUCAAUUCAAUGUUGCAGAGUUCCAACAAGGAGAAGACAACGGAAGUGCACAAGUCGAUCCCAAUAUUUCCCAUGAAAUGCAUACAAAUAUCGCCAAUAUGAUGGAUGCUCGAACUCGAAUUCGUGAUGGACCAAUGCAUCACCAACUCAAAGCUGAUUUGGUUGAACAUAUAUGGCGUAAAUUCGGAUUUGAUGAAGACAACAACUGAGCUCGGAAUCUUCUUUCAAUUAUUAUUCUCGUUUAUUUUCCUAAUCUUCAAUUCUAUGUUUUAUUUGAAAUUCAGUGUUUAAAAUGUAAUGUUUAAUAAUUUUAUUUAAAAAUUUUAAGAUAAAUGUUUUUUUUUUUAAACUCUAAAAUUAGAGACUUGCAAUGGACACACUUAUUUGAAGGUCUCUAUCUUAAGUUUCUUAAAGUCACUUUUCCAACUUAAUAAUAUUAAAAAAAUAAUUAGAACCCCUUAGUGAGUAUUAGGGAUAAGGAUGCUCUUACCCUUCUACUCCGACUCUUCCAAUUCACUAUAUAACUACCCCUUUCGUGUUUCAAAAAAAAAACUACCCUUUCAUAUUCUUUCUCUCUCCCGAGUCAUCUCCUUCUGAAACUCGAUCUGAUCACUGAGAAUCUACGACGACGAAGAAGGUGGAGGACGACGAGGAAGAAUGAGAAUCUCAGGCUACGUAAUCGUUGAUUUAUCUGUAACUGUAUUCUAUUGCGUCGAUCGUAGUGUUCACGCGUGUCCCGUCGUCCUCAUCCUCUCCAACAACGAUCUCAACAGCGGCGGCGACGAUCCCGGAGUCGGAGACUCCUCUAACUUCGAGGAAUUCGGCGAAUCCGAACCCAAAUCCGAAGAGGAGCUCGAUCCCGGCUCGUGGCGACGAAACUUUCGAUAGGUUGAUGGAGGAAGCGUUGGAGGAGAUAGAGGCGGCUUAUUCAGCCGGAGAUCCACACUCGCAGUCGCUGAUGGGCUUCGUCUACGGGACGGUGAUGAUAAGGGAGAAGAGCAAAAGCAAAUCCUUCUUUCGCCAUAACUUUGCUGCUGAAGGUGGGAACAUGCAGUCAAGGAUGACACUUGCCUUCAUGUAUCUAACUCUUCGAAACAUGUAAUGCAGUUGUCUCUUUCUUAAUGCAACUUCUGGGUCACACUUCUACUUUGACGAUGAGGUGAUAGCAAGUCAAACUUUAUUUGAUGAGUUGUGUGCCACAAACGUAAGUGACUCCACCAGUGGUACCGAAUACGGUGGAGUCCAGAAGCUGGAGGCAGUUUCAUUAGCGGAGUUGAACGCCUACGUUCUAACCUCACUCCACAAGUACGUUUUCUGAUUUAACAUCUACUCAAGCGUUCUAAUAUUCAGGACAUUAAACCCAUAUAACUCACUUAAACACAAAAUAUUGAGUUCAUAUUCAGGACAAUGUCUCCUCCUGCACAUGCACUAUAUGUUUUAACGCAAGUGCUGUUGGAGUUGUGAGGUUGUUUCCUAAAUAUUAUCUUAAACCUCCAAACUUUUCAAAAAUCUUUUGACUUUUUUUACUCACCAAUUUGUUAACAUUCAAAGUUUGAUGCUUUUAAAGAUAACGUGUUGAGAUGAUGGUGGCAAAUGGAGAAGAAUCGCUGUCUUUGUUGCCUUCGACACAGCUAUCACUAAGCUCACCUAUGCCAGGGCCACAGAGGUUUCCAACCCUAUUGUGAGUGACAUCGACAUACUCCGAGCAUCAACUAAAUUUUGAUGUAAGUUAAUAAAAAUUUGUUGACAUGGAUUUUGCUUUACUUCAGGGUUAUGGUGAGCAAGACCCAGCAGAAUAUAACCUCCCUUACUUCCUCCAAGACAUUGUUCUGAAGAGCUACAUUUCAUCUCAAGCUUACAGAGUUAAUUUUUCUUUCCUCCAUGAGUUAUUUACUGUCGCACGAAUCUUUGACCCCAAUCAGAGAAACCCAGGGCCCUCCUUUGCACUGCAUGUAACUCAUAGAAAAUUCUCGCCACUUGGGUCUCAUUAAACAGCAAACUACUUACAAAUUUAACUGUUCGUCUAAAGGGUGAGGGCAACAAUCGUGGUGACAAUAUCUCUGGAGAAAAUUGUGCUUUUUGCAAGUACCCUGUCGGUGACUCCUUCUCAAAGGACACUCAUCUUCCUGAAGCUAAUGACCAGACCAUUGGACCUGCAAGUGUUGUGCAAGAAGCGUCAAACACCUACCAGGUGGAGUCCAAUAGUGAGAAUGUUGAUGAUCCACAGGACCACCACAAAGAAGGCCCGCAAAGCUUAGUUUUCACCAUGGAGCGGAAUAGAGGAACAAAUGUUUCUCCCAUGCAUAUCGUCAAGGCACUCACAUUAUGUUUUUCCAAAUAAUAGUUAUGACACUAAGUCCACCAUGAAGUUAAACAUUUUGCGUUUAUGAUAUAGAACAUAUUUCAAAUUUUCAGUAA
Molecule: messenger RNA, 7848 nt
Organism: Brassica rapa (field mustard)
Lineage: Eukaryota; Viridiplantae; Streptophyta; Magnoliopsida; Brassicales; Brassicaceae
Source: RefSeq, a predicted model, not a curated record